AUAAAAAGAAUAAUGAUUAUUUUACAAAAUAGCAGUUGAGUUUUGGAUCAGUUUCAUUCGUUGGUUGGACUUCCUUGGAAUCCAUUUUUGUCCGCUUCCAAAACCCUAUAAUCCCAAAUUCUGGUUCCUCCUCCGAUCCGAUCCGAUCAGAUCAGAUUAGAUCCGAUCAAUUUAUUGGAUUGAUUGCCUUCGACCAUGCAAUUUGUUGGCUACUGGACUUAAUGCUCCAAUUUCAUUCAGGUGCUAAUUCUGCAGGCCCGUUGUGAGAGGAUGGACGAAUCUAGUUGCAAGAGGGUCAACGGUGGUUGCGGGAGCAGCAGCAGCAGCAGCAGGAGCAUGGAGGCGGGCAGUGAGAGCGAGGACUACGAGAUAUGGGAGUGCGUGAUACCGUACGUGGUGGAGCCCAGGGAUCGAGCCGCCGUAUCGCUGGUGUGCAAGCGAUGGUGCCAGAUCGACGCGCUCACGCGCAAGCAUGUGACGAUUGCGCUCUGCUACAGCGCCACCCCGCAGCGGCUGUGGCGACGCUUCCCUCAGCUGGAGUCGCUGAAGCUUAAGGGCAAGCCACGCGCCGCCAUGUUCAACCUUAUUGCGGAGGACUGGGGCGGGUAUGUGACGCCUUGGGUGGAGGAAGUGAUAAGGUCUUUCAAGAAAAUGAAGGCGCUCCAUUUCCGGCGUAUGAUUGUGAAGGAUUCGGAUCUGGAGCUGCUGGCCAAGUCCGCUGCAGGGAGUGUGUUUGAAGUGUUGAAGCUGGACAAGUGUUCGGGUUUCUCUACGGACGGGCUGUUGCACGUUGGACGCUUCUGCAGGAAGCUGAGGACAUUAGAUAUUGAAGAAAGCUUGAUAACUGAGAACGAUGGAGAAUGGCUGCAUCAGCUUGCUUUGAACAAUACAGUACUUGAAAACUUGAACUUUUACACGACUGAUCUCUCAACAGUUACAUGGAAUGACAUUGAAUUGAUAGCUAGAAGAUGCCCAUCUUUGAAAUCCGUGAAAAUUAGUGAUUGUGACAUUUCAGAUAUUAUUGGAUUCUUUGGAGCUGCCACUUCUUUGGAAGAGUUUGGUGGUGGCUCAUUUAGUGAGAAUCUAUUCGAUGAGCAGAAGUAUGCUUCCGUCGAAUUUCCACCCAGAUUGUGUAGAUUGGGUAUCACAUAUUUGGGGAAUGCUGAAGUGCCCAUUCUUCAUCCCAUUGCUUCGAGGCUUCAACAGUUGGAUCUCCUUUAUGCUAUGCUUGACACUGAAGGCCAUUGUCAGUUGCUACAACGAUGCCAAAACUUGGAGUUCCUUGAGGUAAGGAAUGUUAUUGGGGAUAGGGGACUGGAGGUAGUUGCCCGCUGCUGUAAGAAAAUGAAAAGACUUAGGGUAGAGCGUGCAGCUGACGACCAGGACAUAGAAGAUGUCGAAGGUGUGGUCACCCACAGAGGGUUAAUUUCUUUGGCACUAGGAUGUGUAGAACUGGAAUACUUGGUAGUUUAUGUGUCGGAUAUCACAAACGCAGCCUUGGAGUGUAUUGGUAGAUAUUCGAAAAAUCUACACGACUUCCGUUUGGUUUUACUUGACAGGAUGGCAGCAAUCACAGAUUUGCCUCUGGACAAUGGAGUUCGAUCGUUGUUGAUAGGGUGUGACAAGCUGAAGAGGUUUGCAUUGUAUCUGCGGCCAGGAGGGCUGACGGAUGUGGGCCUGAACUACAUAGGACAGUACAGCCCCAGAAUACAAUGGAUGCUUCUGGGGUAUAUCGGGGAGUCCGAUAGGGGUCUGAUUGAUUUCUCCAGAGGCUGCCCCGCCCUCCGGAAGCUGGAAAUGAGGGGGUGCUGUUUCAGCGAGCAUGCUCUGGCAACUGCUGCUCGGAACCUGACUGGUCUGAGGUACCUGUGGGUGCAAGGGUACCGGUCGUCCGGGAACCUGCGAGACCUGAUGCCCAUGGUGAGGCCAAACUGGAACGUCGAGCUGAUACCUGCUCGGCAGUACCUUGUUCAGGAUGAGGGCAGACAAAUGGUGAUACCGGUGGAGGAUCCCGCCCACAUACUGGCGUACUAUUCAUUUGCCGGACAACGGACUGACUAUCCGCCUAGCGUCGUGCCCCUUAACAUGAAUGACUUACAAGAUUCGUGAGUUGAUGAUAUGUAAGCACUUGCACUUGUCUUCGUCCUUCCUAGUUUGACACUUUUCCUUCCGCAGCAGCCUCCUUUAUGGUUUGGUAUCAGACAUCAUCAUCUAUAAAUGAAUGUGAACGAGAUUGAUCCC
This is a messenger RNA of Andrographis paniculata, 2241 nucleotides long. RefSeq names its product coronatine-insensitive protein 1-like. The transcript is spliced from 3 exons. The record is from RefSeq and is a predicted model, not a curated record. Gene Ontology annotation, biological process: SCF-dependent proteasomal ubiquitin-dependent protein catabolic process. Gene Ontology annotation, cellular component: SCF ubiquitin ligase complex. The coding region runs from base 271 to 2109 and encodes 612 amino acids. Lineage: Eukaryota; Viridiplantae; Streptophyta; Magnoliopsida; Lamiales; Acanthaceae.